Messenger RNA from Lactuca sativa (garden lettuce), 709 nucleotides. Its product is annotated as protein S40-1. Lineage: Eukaryota; Viridiplantae; Streptophyta; Magnoliopsida; Asterales; Asteraceae. The record is from RefSeq and is a predicted model, not a curated record.
UCUAUAAAUUCGCAACCUCGGCCACCCUUCUUCCAAAUUCUAUUUUCUACAACCCCAUUUCCAUUCACGAUGACCGAGGAAUUUCAAGAAUCGGAGUUAAUCUUCCCAGAAAAGCCCUCCGGGAACGGAAAAGAACUCCGAUAUCCAAAAGUCGAUAAAAGAAAAUCCGAUAAGAAAAAGCCGAAGAAAAGUUCAGUUCCCAUGAGCAUUCGGGAAGAAUUUUCCGGCAGUUCAUGGAUUCGUCACUAUUUACAAACACAUUCCAUCGACGACGAUGAUGCAGAUGUAGAUGAGAGAGUGCCGCCCCACGUGAUCUUGGAGCGCCGGAUCGCCGGAAAAGCUGCGUUUUCCCUUUGCUCCGGCAACGGGAGGACUUUGAAAGGAAGAGAUUUAAGUGAAGUACGGAAUUCGAUCCUUAGGAUGACGGGAUUUCUAGAAUCCUGACAUUUCUUCUUUUAAAUUUUAGUUUUGGAUUAGAUUGGGUUUUUGGAUUCGAUUGUUGCAUCAAGAUUUUUUUUGCUACACUAAUGAUGUCAUCAAACCAAGGUAGCGUAAGAUUUUGAUUAAAUUCUCCUCAAGAUAACUGAAAUGUAACCGAGUCCAAACUUGAGUUGAGUUUACAAAGAUGUAUGAUUAGUAUAACAAAACAAACAAUUUGUGCUUAAAAAUAUAAUAAAAUAAAUAAAUACAUUAUUAAAUGUUUUUCCUA